Nylanderia fulva is the source of this 3637-nucleotide messenger RNA. NCBI's taxonomy places the organism in Eukaryota, Metazoa, Arthropoda, Insecta, Hymenoptera, Formicidae. The record is from RefSeq and is a predicted model, not a curated record.
AUGAAAAAAAAUAAUUUCUCGCUUAUAAAAAUUGCUGAAAAUGUGUAUUAUUUUGCAGAUAACAGCUUAUGUUGCGAUUCUGGCACAUUAUCAAAAGUCUGUGAUGGAUCUACAGCGGAAGCAGCAAUCAGACAUUUAUCUGACACGGAUCGAAUCUUGCUGAAAAAUUUGGACAUCAGUCAAUGCAGACCUAGACAUUCUGGUCGAUUUUUGACAAUGCACAAGAGACGACGUAAGAGGCUUAUUACUAGAUCUUUGAAUCAAGAGCCAGGCAUGAUAGACGAUAUUUUUAACGGGCUAGUACAGUGCGUUUUACAAAAGGUUGACAAUUGGCGAUUUAACGCUUUCACGCUAGAAACAGUCACAGGUGGUCGGUCGCUGCCAGUAUUAUGUGUCCAUCUCUUUCAUUGGUACGCUUUACAGUACUUCAACUUAGAUGUUGUAACAGUAUGGAAAUUAUUUGCUUUUAUCGAGGAGGGUUAUCACAGUACAAAUCCUUACCACAACAGUAUACAUGCCACAGACGUCACUCAAGCAAUGCAUUGUUUUCUUCAAGAAGAAAAGAUUAAACCACAUCUAACCAAUUUAGAAAUUAUGGCUUCCUUGAUAGCGGCUGUAACACAUGAUUUAGAUCAUCCUGGUGUCAAUCAGCCAUUGGUUGCGACGAGUAAUCAUUUGGCUGCACUCUAUCAGAAUACCUCUGUCCUGGAAAAUCAUCACUGGAGAUCAGCCAUAGGAUGUCUUCUAGACAGUGGAGUUUCAGCAGAAUUACCGACCGCUGUAAGACCAGAACUUCAACAGCACAUUAGUUCAUUGAUUUUAGCAACAGACAUUACAAGACAACAAGAAUUUCUUACACGUUUCAGGGAUUAUUUAAGCAACAAUUCACUUGAGAUGAAACAUGCGGAAGAUCGUCAUUUUAUUUUACAAAUUGCUUUAAAGUGCGCCGAUAUUUCUAAUCCUUGUAGACCUUGGGAUAUAUCAAAAAAAUGGUCUUACAAAGUUUGCGAGGAGUUCUUCAGGCAGGGCGAUUACGAGCGUCGUCUAAAUCUUCCAGUAACACCGUUGUGCGAUCGAAACAUCACUAGUAUCCCGAAGAUCCAGGCUGGUUUCUUCAAGCACGUCGUAACUCCUCUUUAUAUAGAAUGGCACCGUUUCCUUGGCGAUGGCCUAAGUCUAUCAUUAAUGGAAUAUUUGAAAGCAAAUCAGAAAAAGUGGGAAUCAUUGAUCAACCAAGAGACGACUGAACAAACAGAAACCGAUGUUUCCGAACUAGAUGAAGCUGAAGGCGCUAUUAGUUCAGGCGAGGAAGCAGCUGCCGAUGAUGAUUCAGGCAGCAUUGAUUUAUUAAUACCAGCCGCUUACACACAAAAAGCGCGAAUGCCUACGUUUCCAGGACGAGUGGAACUUGAUCGCGUUGGUAGGCGUCAUUCUGUACCUCUAAACAUAUCGAGACCGUUGAGUGUUUUACGUCAGCCCCCUAGGAGAGAAAGCCUGCCGAGUGAGCAAAUCAAAGCAAAGAGUUUCUUGCAAGAACUAGAAAAUCAAAGUCUGCUGGAUCCAAGCUCGCUGUCCUUGUUGUCCUCCAAAAGUAGCGUAGUUGACUCAUCAAAUGUAAGCACUACCGAAAGACUAGUUAGCGUGGAGCAUCUCUUACCAGAAACGAGUAUAGCCAGUAUUACCAACAGUACCGAGGUAUCAAAAUUAUGCACAGUUUUGCAAUCGGAUGAUCAAUCCGGUACACAAAUCAAGCAACUCACACGACAACAGACCUUCCCUCCACUACAAGCACAUUUAAGAACGAGGUACAUGUCCACAACUGCAGAGAUGUCACAAUGUUACACUCAAAUCUUAAUAGAAGCCGACAAUUCUUCCAGUUGUUCAACUUCCAUGAAGGAUAAAUCAUGUUCAAGCGGUCAUUGUUGUUCACCAACAUCUUUACAUGAUCUUGAUACAUGCCAAAAGAAAUCUGAUACUCUGAAAGUCUUCUCUCCAAAAUUAUUAAUGAUGGAUAUCAAAAGACGAGGUUCAACUUUGUCAAAUACGAUUAAACAGAAGCAUGCUUUUAACUCGGAGCGUCGUCAUUCUAUACAAACUGUUCGCACUGAUGACUCUUCUUCUAAACAUCGGCGCAAAAGAUCUUCUUCUGCUCAAGACUCCAAUUCUAUGCAAGUGUUUUAUGUUACGUUAACGGGAUCUCACGGUGAAAAGAACAAUGUGUCUGAUAUGUCUGCUAUGGAACCUAAACUGAAUUCAGAUUGUAAUGUUAAACUUAACCGUUAUAAUACAAAAUUGAUGGUUCAAGAACUACGGACUAUGCCAUCCAAAAAAUUAGAUCAAUGUACUUCAUUGACUAAGAGCGCGUGUUUUGAACAGGAACCGCGAAGAUAUUCAACUCCUAUCACAGAAUAUAAAACAAUGGUUGAUCACACAGGUAGACGAUACACAACGAUACCAAUAUCUUCUGAGUUUAGUACUCACAAAGUGUUCUUUAUCGGUAGUCCUCCCGAUUCACCGCCUCAUAAUCAUAGUGUGUCCUCGUCAAGUAAUAGCAGUGGUGAAUCAAAAAGAAAUAUUGAUGAUUCGAAUAACGAAGCUAUUAUUACUGGUAGUAAAAGAGAAUUGGAUUGCACAAAAGAAAAGAAUUCGAAGAUCGUAAAAUUGAGUUCCGACGCACUGAUGAAGGAAAAUGUUGAUCCCCGUACAAAUGAUGACUUCGUUAAAACAUUAGCGUUGUCUCGUAGGGAAAGUCAGGGAUGGGCAAGAAGACGCGGAUCAGCUCCAGUUGGUCUUCUAUCAAAACUCGACGAUUUUACGCCAAUUUCCGCACCUACUAGAAUUGAUCAGAGUUGUAGACGUGGAUCUGUACCAACAGACAUCACUAAACAUACACAUCAAGUAGUCGGAGGAGGUUGUAAUCGGCUCGCUUUAGGACCUCGAGAAAACAAUUUUUUGGCCCUAAGAAGAGCUAGUCUUCCGCAAGAUAUUGCACUGGGAAAUCUUUUUGGAAAUGUCUUGACUUUAACUAGCGAUCGUGAAAACUUCUUAAUCAACAAUAAUAAUGACAACAAUAACACUAGUAACAGCAACAACAAUGGCAUUAGUAAACUAUUUGACAGUAACAUUUCUGGAAUAUUUUCCCCGAGACGAGGAUCAGUUCCAGCAGACAUAUCCGAAUUACGCCACGAUAUGUUCAGUAGAAAUAGCAUGAAUAAUAAAUCGCGAAAUCGUAAGAAGAUUUUAAAAAGACGAAGUAGUGGGGGCCCGGAAAUGUUCACCGGGGAGUCCAUCGAUGGAAACGACAAUGACACAUGGCUCAAAUGGAAAAAGGAAAUAGGAAAGUGUGAUCCUGUUCCUGAAGGACUUGUUAAACGAAGAGGAUCUCUACCUAUAGAGAUGGUAGCUGUUUCACAUACUGGAUCAACAUCGAUACCAUAUAGAUCUAGCCUGUGGCGGCUUUAACAUACUGUAGAAACACGAGGACCGUCCAUGAUACUAGUUGAACUUUGACGACAGAUUUUCUUUAAAUUAUUACGAGUAACUAUCAGCAACAAUUUGAUGACUAAAUUUCAAAAUUGUCGAUAUUGAAAAUUUUCUUAUCAAUUGUGAACAUAAGCGAAUAAAUAUUGUAAUUAUA